AUAUAGCUGAGCAUGUAUAUUGAAAGACUAUUGCAACAGAAGCAGCAAAAUCAUGUUGUUAAAAACAUUAAUUUGUGUAGUACUUAUACAAAUUGCAAUUACAUGGGGUUACCCGCAAAAAUUUAUGAUAAAAAACAAAAAAACGGGAAUGGUUUUGGAUGGGGCAAAAAAGGAUAUAGCCAUAGGUCAGUGGAAAAAUAGAAACACCCAAAUAUGGACAUUGGAAGGAAGCGACACACCUGGACACUAUAUAGUUCGUAAUAUUGGAAACCAGAAGGUUCUCGAUGCAUGUCCUGUAACCAGAGCCAUUUUCACUUGGUCUAAACAUGGUGGACGUAACCAAAGAUGGAAAUUAAAUGCGAACGACGACACAAGAAUUCAGGUUGAAUUCUACCCAAACGAUUUUAUGGUCCACAAAGGUAACAAAGUAAAACUUCAGGGCUCUAAGGAGGGCGACGACAGCGACAUCUGGUUGUUAGUCGAGCCCCAAUCAGUUCCAACAGUUUAGAAGCAUAUGGAUGUGCGUUUUAUUUAAAAUGUACCUAUACCAUUAAUAAAUAUAUAUUAAAGUUUAA
Anoplophora glabripennis (Asian longhorned beetle) is the source of this 575-nucleotide messenger RNA. RefSeq lists its product as uncharacterized. The record is from RefSeq and is a predicted model, not a curated record. The transcript has 3 exons. The coding region runs from base 53 to 508 and encodes 151 amino acids. Lineage: Eukaryota; Metazoa; Arthropoda; Insecta; Coleoptera; Cerambycidae.